Candoia aspera is the source of this 3291-nucleotide messenger RNA. Its product is annotated as zinc finger protein 737-like. Gene Ontology annotation, biological process: regulation of DNA-templated transcription. Lineage: Eukaryota; Metazoa; Chordata; Lepidosauria; Squamata; Candoiidae. The transcript is spliced from 5 exons. The coding region runs from base 251 to 2890 and encodes 879 amino acids. Gene Ontology annotation, molecular function: RNA polymerase II cis-regulatory region sequence-specific DNA binding; DNA-binding transcription factor activity, RNA polymerase II-specific. The record is from RefSeq and is a predicted model, not a curated record.
CGGCGGCGCGGGGCGGGCGGCGCUGCUGGGGCUGGUGGCGGCGCUGGAGGGCGCGGAGGGACCGGGCCUUCCCGCGGGCGCAGCGCGCGCUCUGCGACCCGCCUUGGAGGCGCUCCUGGAGAAGCGGCCGCGGGAGGCCCUCCGGGCGCUGGAGCCGCUGCUGCGGGAGGAAGGGCGCGCCCGGCCGAGGCGGCUGCUGGCCCUGGGCGAGGCCCUGCAAGAGGAAGGCUGGGCGCAGCGCCCCGACGGGAUGCCCCUGGACGAGCUGCGCCCGCUGCUGGAGAAGGCGCUGGGCCUGGCGAGGGAGGCGGCGAGCUGGCCUGCUGCCGCCCUGGAGAGCGCUGUGCGCGCUGGCCCGCUGGAGGAGGAGGCAGCUCUGGCUCCGAAUGGGACCUUGCCAAAAGGCCUCCUCGAGGAGGUGGGACAGGGGCACGGGGCCCCGCAAGAGGCCCCUGCAGAGACUUCCCCAAGAGGCCCCCACCAGGAGCAUCUUGCGCCAGAAAAGAUCGUGGCCACUGACUUCGGGUCUCCCCUUCCAAAGGAGGUGGGUGGGCUGCAGGGGGAGGAGGAUGCCCCCUCGUUGGAGAAGGCGCCAUGGGGGAAGGUGGAGGACCUUCAGGAUGCCCUGCGAGAAACCACCAGGAGGAAGAUGGGUGCUCUGUCCUGCAGCUUGCUGGACCAGGGCCCCCGGAAAUUGUGCAGCCACCUCCACCGCCUUUGCCGCCAGUGGCUGCAGCCAGAAAGGAACACAAAGGCGCAGAUGCUAGACCUGGUGAUCCUGGAGCAGUUCCUGACUGUCCUGCCCCCCGAGAUGCAGAGCUGGGUGCGGGAGUGUGGAGCGGAGACCAGCUCCCAGGCGGUGGCCCUUGCUGAAGGCUUCCUCCUGAGCCAGGCGGAGGAGCAGAAGGAGCAGGGAGAGAUGCAGGUGCAUCAGGUCCAGAGACCUGACUUCAAGUCAGUUUCUGAAAAUCCCGAGGAAAGGAGGGAUCUGCCUGAUCCUUCCCAGGAGCUGCUCUUCAGAGGGAUCUUCCAUGAAGAUCAAAGUCAGGACACCUCCUCCGGGCAUGAAAAGUUGGCAGUCAUAGGUUCUUCUCCUUUUUCUGGUGGAUCUGAAAGAGCAGUUGAACCCCCAACUCAGGUUCUGGUGUCUUUUGAGGAGGUGGCUGUGUAUUUCUCCAAGGAGGAGUGGUCUUCGUUAGAUCCUGACCAAAAAGCCCUGCACAGAGAAGUCAUGCUGGAGAACUUCAGAAAUGUUGCUUUUCUGGGAAAUAAUGUGCAAGAGAAAAACAAAGCAUUCCAAAUGUUUAGGCCUGAAGAGAGAAGAGGGGACUUUGGAAAUCCAAUGGAACCAAAAGGGCAGGAGGGAAAUCUGUCAAAAAAUGGGAGUAAGAGCAGCACAGCUUUUCCAUCCGCUGAAAUUCAAGACUUUAUUCCCCAAAAAGAUGAUAAAGAAAAAGUAAAAGUGAAAAAUGUGGAAGCAUCUGAAGAGGGCUUCGAUUUAGAUGAACAUUACACAAUUCAAAGUAAAGAAGAGGAUCUAUCUCAAGAGGAUAAAAAGAAUUACAAUUGGAUGUCUGGUCUCUCUCUACGUGGGAUAGCCAACAUGGGAAAUAAACGAUAUAAAUGUACAGUGACUGGAAAGCAUGUAAGUGAGAGCAGUUCCUGUGCUUCCAGUGAAAGAUUCCAUUCAGGAGAGAAACCAUAUAAAUGUGUGGAAUGUGGAAAGAGUUUUGGCCACCGUAGUAAUCUUAAUUCCCAUAAAAAAAUUCACACAGGGGAGAAACCAUUUAAGUGCACGGAGUGUGGAAAGAGCUUUACUCAGAAGGCUAAUCUCAGUUCCCACAAAAUGAUUCACACAGGGGAGAAACCAUAUAAAUGCAAACAGUGUGGAAAGAGCUUUACCCAAAACUUUCAACUAACUUCCCAUCAGAGGAUCCACACAGGGGAGAAUCCAUACACAUGCAUAGAGUGUGGAAAGAGAUUCAGGUGGAACACUCAGCUUGCUUCCCACCAAAGGAUCCACACAGGAGAGGAACCAUAUACAUGCAUGGAAUGUGGAAAGAGUUUCAGCCUGUGUAGUAAACUUAAUUCCCAUAAAAAAAUCCACACAGGAGAGAAGCAAUAUGUAUGCAAGGAAUGUGGAAAAAGCUUUACUCGGAAGGGUAAUCUGAAUUCCCACAAAAUGAUUCACACAGGGGAGAAACAAUAUAAAUGCAAAGAGUGUGGAAAGAGCUUUACCCAAAACUUUCAACUAACCUCCCAUCAGAGGAUCCACACAGGGGAGAAGCCACAUACGUGCACGGAGUGUGGAAAGAGCUUCAAGUGGAACACUCAGCUUACUUCCCAUCAAAGGAUCCACACAGGAGAGGGAUUAUAUAAAUGCGUGGAGUGUGGAAAGAGUUUCAGCCUGCGCUGUAAACUUAAUUCCCAUAAAAUGAUCCACACGGGAGAGAAACCAUAUGAAUGUGAAGAGUGCGGGAAGAGCUUUACUCAAAAGCUUCAACUUACUUCCCAUAAAUGGAUACACACUGGGGAAAAACCAUAUAAAUGCAUGGAAUGUGGAAAGAGCUUUACUCGCAGGGCUAAUGUUAAUUCCCAUAAAAUGAUUCACACAGGGGAGAAACCAUAUAAAUGUGAAGAGUGUGGAAAGAGCUUUACCCAAAACAUUCAACUGACUUCCCAUCAGAGGAUCCACACUGGGGAAAAGCCUUAUAAAUGCAUGGAGUGUGGAAAGAGCUUCAGGUGGAACACUCAGCUUACUUCCCAUCAGAGAAUCCACACAGUAGAGGGUCCAUAUAAAUGCAUGGAAUGCGGAAAGAGUUUUAGCCUGCGCAGUAAACUUCAUUCCCAUAAAAAAAUCCACACAAGAGUAAUACCAUAUAAAUGCUAAGUGUGUGGAGAGAGUUUUACCCAAAACUUUCAACUGACUUCCCAUCAGAAGAUCCACACGGGGGAAAAACCAUAGAAGUGCAUGAAUUGUGGAAAGAGCUUCAGCAUGAGCAGUUCUUUUACAUACCGUAAAAGGAUCCACAUGGGGAGAAGCUGUAUAAAUGUAUAUAGUGCGUGGAAAGAGCUACCCCGUGAAUGGUUACUUUGCAUACCGUAAAAUGGUUCACACAAGAGGAGCCAUAUAAAUGAAGCAAGUAUGGAAAGAGCUUUAUAACUUUCAAGAUACCUAUCAUAAAAGGAUGCACAUGUGGGGAGAAACUGUGUAAAUGCAUAGAAUGUGGAAAGACUUUCGAUCAUCACAGUAACCUUAAUUCCCAUUAAAAAAUUCCACACAGAGAAGCC